Molecule: messenger RNA, 3048 nt
Organism: Brugia malayi
Lineage: Eukaryota; Metazoa; Nematoda; Chromadorea; Rhabditida; Onchocercidae
Exons: 20
Coding region: 1-3048 (1015 amino acids)
Biological process (GO): snRNA processing
Cellular component (GO): integrator complex
Source: RefSeq, a predicted model, not a curated record
AUGCAACACGGGAGUGCUUCUGUAUCGAAGUAUUCGAAGGAUUUGCAGUGCCGAUCAUUGCAUCGGCUGAAGCGCGAAAGACCUAGCGAUGCACCACAAGUCUCGAAAGGCGUACCUUCAUAUGAAGUCACCAGAGUUGUGGCUACGGUGUCAUCUUCAACAGUAUCGGAUUCAAAGAGACCGCGUUUACAUUCUUUUUCCAAAACUCAAUCUGAAAAGUUGGGAUUGAAACUAUCUGGUCGAAUCUCACAUGUGGUGCUGGAAGAGUGCCUGAAAUGCACAGAAAAUGGCGAUAAGUUGGGGGUAUUUUCACGCUUGCGAGAAUUCUUCGGAGAACAUUUGUCUGUUCUCAGUGUUGAUUCAAGGUUUUGUUGUGCUAAACUUUUGAUUCAAAUAGCAAGAGCUUCAAGAAUUGUGGCCAUAACUAAUACUUGUUUACUAUACGCGCUUCAUAUUUGCAAAUCAGUUGACAUGAAGCAAAAUAUAUGGGACGAAAUCGUAGUACUGAUGGCCAAUGAUAAGGAUAAGAGGGAAACAAGUAUAUUUCACCGACCUGCUACAUAUGCAUCAUUGUUAGCUCUUUUUGAGUGGGCACUAUCUGAAGGCUUAAAAAUGGGUCAGUAUAUGCAGCAAAUGAAUUGUAUGGCUGAAGAGAGUAUGCGCUCAACCGACCAAAACAAUCGUAUCGCCGCUGUUAAUUUUUUCGUGACUUGUUUGUUAAAAAGUAAGAUGCAGUGCUCAGUACAGGAGUUUCUAUGGCUCGAAAAACUUUUAUCGAAAAUGGCUGAAGAUCGUGAUUCUCGGGUGCGAAUAGCUGCAGUUAAAGGUCUUUCGACAAUGGCUGCCAGUGGUCGUUUACUCAGUUUUUCUAUUUAUCAGCAAGUGAAAAAUUUAUGUGAAAACUCGUCAAAAAUAGUUCGAACAGAAGCAUUGUAUAUAUUAAAACUAUUCGCAGAUCAUCGUCCCGAAACGGAAGUCAUUGGCCGAAAUGGUGCAAAACUUCGAUUAGUUGACGAUGCAUUUGCUGCUGUGUGCCACGCAAUCAAUGAUGUUGAAGUCACUGUUCGUGCUAUUGCUGCUCGACUUUUGGGUGACUUCCAACAAAUGUCAAAAACACGUGAUGGUGUUUCAAAAAAACCUCAAGCAUACGGAUUACGACGUCGCCGUUUACAAGCAACAAGUGAAUGGUCAACGGGGAAGAAACUGGGAGAAGAUGUUCCAGUAGAGAGGUUCGAUGAAGAACAAGCUAGCAUCAUUUCUUCGGGAGCUUGUGGUGCUUUCGUUACAGCAUUGGAAGAUGAAUUUAUGAUUGUUCGUCAGGCUGGUGUUUAUUCUCUAGGCCAGUUAGCAUCUGCUCGUCCAUUCUUAGCUGCUGCUGCUUUAGAUCAUUUAGCUGAUAUGUUCAACGAUGAGAUUGAGCAGGUGCGCCUAGAUGCUGUACGCGCCUUGACGCCGUUGGUUGUUCAUGGAAUAUUACAGAAAGAGCAACUCGACACUAUAUUGACCGUUCUGGAUGAUGCUUUCCCAGAUAGUAGAGAAGCUUUGCGUGUACUUUUAUCAAGAUCAACGUUGGGUACUCCUGAUUGCCUUCUAUAUGUUGCCAAAGCAUUACUUAAUUGUAUGAGAAGAUUCCCGAUUGAUCGUCAAUCAAUUUUCAAAUGUAUGAGUGAUCUUGGCCGUCAUCAUGCGACAUUCGUACAACUUUUGUCAGAUGAACUGCUGGAAUUGCAUCCUGUCUUCGAUAUUACAGAACCAGCAGUUGAUGAUCAGUUCUAUUUGGCGAAGCUUAUAUUAAUACUAAAUGCGGCAAGUGUUCAUGAUCCCAUAUGUUCGUUAUUGCCAGCGUUUGCUGUUCGCCAUUAUAAAUUUUUGCGCUGCUCAAUGCCUCUUUUAGUGCCUGCGAUUGACGCAUUUUCGGAUGAUAAUACUUCGAACACAAAUAAUAUUUCUAUGAAUAAAAAAUUGGCAGAAGCUGGAGAGCGAACUCGUGCCAUUCUGGAGCGUACAUAUGAAAUGAUGCAAGAAGCUUCUCAAUCCCGAUCUUAUCAACAACGAAUGAUUGAAAAAAAACUUUUACUGAAAGAUAUGAAUGCAUUGUGUGAAGGUGAUGAAGGAGUAGCUGGUACGGCACAAUUUUUGUCUUGCUUAUUAAAAAUCCUCACGCAGUAUGAACUCAGUGUUAAAAUUCUUUCAUAUGGUGGUGAUUUAGAAACUGCACUCAACGCUAUUGAUGAGGGUUUUAGACUUUUGGAGCAUAUUGAUAAUAACUUUUCGUCUGUGGAUAAGAUGAUGUUAGGCACACUGGAAGAAUUUCAUUUCCAACUUUCAAUUUUACGCCUGGCAGCAUUAUUUGAUAUAAAACCUGGAGCUUACACAAAUGCAGCGCAGCUUAUCGAAGUGGAAGUGAUUCGAUUUAAAGAAAGAUGUCGAUCACUGACAGUGUCUCCAAGUGAAUCCACUGCUGAAGUGUUAAUUGGUGUUGAAAAGCUUAUUGUGGCAACACAAGCGAAGAAAUUCAUUAGCGGUUCAAGUCUAACUGCUUUAUUGCAAUCUCAUGCUGUUCUAUUGCAGAAGAAAUUUGCAUCGCUUGGCAGCAUUUCUGUUAAAUGGGCUCAGAUUGUUGAACCAUCGGAAACUCCCAGUGAGCCAGUGUGUUUUGUCGCUGGAUUGCCACUUGGAAUCCCCAUGAAUAUUCUGUUACAUAAUUUUAGCAAAAAUGAUAUUUCUCGAUUCAGAAUAAAGACAGAUUAUCCGGAUCGAAGUUCAGUUCUAUUCUGCCCUCGAGAAAGUGAGUUCAAAAAGAUUGCUGCGCAGACUUAUCGACUUCUCUGCAAAGUACUAGUUCAGGCAGAUAAUAUAUGGUCAGACUCAGCUCGAGUUCAUUUUGGAUGUGUGCUGAAAUCUCAACAAUUUACGGAUGCGAUGCCAUCAUUAGUAAUUAGCUGUACUCGUUCACUGUGCAUUCCGGUAGCGGAAUCACCGUUUACAAACAAGCAAGCAACCAUGGAAAUUCCCAUACAGCCUGUUCAAGCAAAAGCUAGUUGCUAG